AGCUCCAGCAGGAGGAACAUUACUGACCUUUACUGACCACAUUACAGACUGGACACUGCAGACUGAGUCUGGGGGACUUUAUGUGGAUUUCCUGUUGACUCUACAGCGCCUCCUGCGGUUAAAGAUGUCGGUGGACGGCUCCUUCCCGCUGGUGCGGUCUCUGUGGAAAUCUCCGGCUGUCCUGCGGCGGCGGUUUCGGAGGGACCGCGCUCUGUCCCACGGUGACCCGCUCUUCAGGCUGCACUACCUCGGCACGGAGAAGAUCUACAGUCUGGACAUGGAGCAGGCGGAGGACGCCAUCCACCGUCUGCUGGAGAAAAGCCCGGCCGUAUCGUCUCUGAGGAAGGACCAUGCUCUGGUGGUACGACGGCGCUACCUGGAGGUGAAGGAGGUCAGCACGGGCCGACAGCUGACCAAAACCUUCCUGAGGGACAUCGCCUGCUGCACCACAUACGCCGCCCGGCCCAACGUCUUCCUCUACAUCUGCAGGCAGCCUGGACAAGUGCAGCUGCAGUGCCGUGUGUUUUGGUGCCGCCGGCCGGAGCGUGCCCGGGACAUCACCGCCUGCCUGGCGUUGUCCUUCCAGCAGGCACUAAAGGACUGGCAGGAGGGAGAGGGCAGGGCAAAGGACAGCCAGCCAAUCAGAGAGCAGGAAGAGAAAAGCCCCGCCCACCCAGCAGACUCAGGGAGAGGUGACUGGAGGAGAAGCAGUGUGUCCCACAUUCCACUCAGAGAGAUGAUGAGGAGAACCAGCAUCAGCGACUAAACACCAACAACCAAACCAGAUCAAACCGGCUGUUGACGGUGGGGGGGCGGGGGGGCAGCGACUCCAACCUUCCCCUGGACGGGACCAGAAGGGCUGUUAUUUCAGAACCCUCAAUCAGAGAUGGUGACUCUACAGCCUUUAGCAGACGCUCUUCUCCAGAGAGACGCUCUUAAGUUCCCAGUGAUCUGCAGGAAAAUGUUUAAACUCGUGUAAAUAGACCAGCUAUAGAGACGGGACCCAGCACUCACCUUUGGGCCUGUUAAAACCCAAAGUGCCAUCAAAACCAUCUCGCUGGUUUUUGGUAUUGCUAAACAAGCCGUGUCCAGUCCUGGUCCUGGAGAUCCUCCUGUAGUGUUUAGCUCAGGGUUCCAAUAUUGGGUUUGGGGGUCCUGUGGUGGGCAGAGGGUUUGGGGGUCCUGUGGUGAGCAGAGGGUUUGGGAGUCCUGUGGUGGGCAGAGAGUUUGGGGGUCCUGUGGUGAGUAGAGUGUUUGGAAGUGCUGUGGUGGACAGAGGGUUUGGGGGUCCUGUGGUGGGCAGAGGGUUUGGGGGUCCUGUGGUGAGCAGAGUGUUUGGAAGUCCUGUGGUGGACAGAGGGUUUGGGGGUCCCGUGGUGAGCAGAGGGUUUGGGGGUCCUGUGGUGGACAUUCUGGCUAUAAGGUGACACAUAUUGUUGCAGGUAAUUUUAGAUCAUUUCUGUUGGUUGGUUCGUCAUAAAAUGUUUUUAAUUAUGCAAAAAAGUAAAAAAUGAUACAAAUGGAGAUAGACGAUUUUGUCAGGACACCAACAACAUACUAAUGAAGUCAGUAAAUUAAAAUGUAUUAUUUAGGCCAUAAAAAAAAAUAGGUUUAGUCGUUUAGCUACACCCCUAACCUACCACACCUGAUGCAGGUAAUAAAGGUCUUCAGGGGAUCUGAAUAUUAGAUCUCCAGGACCAGGACUGGACGCUCCUGCUUUUCAGUGCUGUAAAAAUAGGCAUGUGUUAUUCCACCUAUGGCCAGCAGGGCGUGCUUAAUAGACUGAAACUCUGCCACUGACCGUAGAGAACGACCUCAAGAAGAACCCACCACAACCUCAACAAGAACCCAACACGAACUCAAGAAGAACCCAACAUGAACAAACUCAACAAGAACACUAACUCAACACGAACCCGAGACAAACUCAACAAGAUCCCAACAAGAACCCAACAAAAACUUGACAGGAGCUCACCAAGAAUCCUACAUGAACCCAACACAAACCCCAUCCCCAACCCAACUCAACCCCUACUCAACGCCAACUCCACACCAACCCAACGCAAACCCAGCAUGAACUCAACAAGAAUCGAACACAAACCAACACCAACUCAACACGAACCCAAUGCUGAGACAGCGUGCGGGCUGUGAUGCUGUUUGGCGGCGGUUUGGUGGGAGGUGCUGGGCCGGCGUGUGGGCUGGGAUGGUGUUUAGUGGCGAUUUGGUGGAAGUGCUGAGUGUUUCCUGUGUGUAAGUCAGUCAGUGGUGACACCGUGUUGUGUAAAGUGAGGCAGUUGCAUCAUCCGCGCCGCACUGCAGUUCCACUGUCACGUUCAGUUCACUGCAGUUUUCUGAGGAGCUGUUUAUCAGCAUGUUUAUCUCUCUGUACUGAUCAAAAAGUUUCUGCUGUAAAAGAAAAAAAUGCAGCAUAAAUUUAAUCACAGCCAUUAAAAAACUCGUUUUAUUUUUAUUAAUAUUAUUUAUUUUUACACUAUUUGAAAACUCAUCUGGAUGGACCAACAGAAACAGCCCAGGAUUAACAUCCAUUAAGGAGGAUUGUUUGUUUCUUCUUCUGUAAAGUUACAGGUUCAGGUUUCCUACAGAUGACAGUCUGUGUUUGUGGCCUUAUCUGGAUGAUGACAGUGGCUAAUCUGUUCCCAUCACUAUAAACCCGGCUUAGCGUAAUCGCUAACAGGAAGUCUGGAGAUUUCUCACUUCCUCUUUCUCAGCGCUGUGAACCUGCAAAAUGCUAAAAUGCUUUUCUAACAGAUUUUUUAUUUCAUGUUCAUUUUAAAUGCACUGCUCAGUAUUAAACUACGUUGUAGCAUCAGCACCAAUAAAUUUACAUUAACAUUUACAUUGAUUCAUUCAACAGAGACACUCAUACAGCACGAUUACAGUGAGUCCAUCAGUCUGUUUCUUUGUUCAUCUUCUGUUUAUUUGUUUAUUUUCUACAAUCGCAGCAGAAUUUGUUGCAUGUGUUUUUUUCAGAAAGUGUUCUGUGUGUAAUAUUGUGUUUACUUUUGCAUGUUAUGUGAAUAAAUGAAUAAAAUGAACAUAAACAGUGUUUAUUGUA
Molecule: messenger RNA, 3070 nt
Organism: Colossoma macropomum (tambaqui)
Lineage: Eukaryota; Metazoa; Chordata; Actinopteri; Characiformes; Serrasalmidae
Exons: 4
Coding region: 125-766 (213 amino acids)
Source: RefSeq, a predicted model, not a curated record